This is a messenger RNA of Aureobasidium uvarum, 1296 nucleotides long. The record is from the annotation of a GenBank genome assembly. Lineage: Eukaryota; Fungi; Ascomycota; Dothideomycetes; Dothideales; Saccotheciaceae.
AUGGCACCCAUCAACCCAUCUCACCACCUCAUCGCCCGCGCACCCGCACCACCCGUCCCCUGCGCCGGCUGUCUCGACCCGUCCAAAGUAAACAACAAAGUCUACUUUUCGCUCUUCGCCCUCAUCUUUGCCGCCAUCGUCGUAGCAUCCAUCUGGUUCUUUUUCCACGCCAAACAUGGAGGAUUCCACUGGCAGCAAGGCGACUUUGACGACUGGAAGUCUACGGUUCUGCGCAAAAAGGACGCCAAUGGGAAUACCAUUUACUCUGCGCGAUCGGUGGUUUCUAGACCCAGGAAGAGUGAUAGGAUUGCUGCUAAGAGCGUCGUGGGUUAUGACGAAAAAGGCAGAAAGGGUGUUAUGGCUGUCAGAGGUUUUGGAGGUUCUCAUUCGGUGUACUAUUCAGAUGGAUUCACGCAAUACAGUGGUGAUCGCAGUGACGCCAUGACUAGCAUCUCUCGCAACGAGAAGAAAGCACCGAGAAUCAGAGGCGGAUAUACUCAAGCACCCACUACAACCGACCACUCACGUCGCUACUGCGACCGCGACUUGCGCGACUACAAGCACGAGAAGCCCGCAAGAGUGGGUGGCAUGAAUAGAUCUGCAGACGGCACUACCUACGAUUACACAGACCGCAGCGACACCGCCACCGAGAUGACAGAAACCUCUUCGCACGCACCUAUCCUCAGUUCCCACGACCGCAAACGCCAAAAAGCAGAAAAGAGAGCUGCAGAAGACGCCGCUCGCAUGGAAAGGAAAUGGCGCAAAGAAGCCGAAGCUGCUGCUGCUGCAUUGGCUAGAGAAAGUGCUGCUCCUUCUACUCCCAAGAAGUCCUCACCACCGCAAAAAGCACAGACGCCAAAGAGUGCAAAGAGAGGUGCGAGUAGAAGUCGUUCCAGCAGUCCGAAAAAGCAGGCACCGAGACAAAGAGAUUACUCCUUCUCGGGUGCGCCGGAUGAGAGCAGUACAGUGUACACAGGCACCUACACGACCACUUCUGGCACCCGCACGAACAGCAGUUAUUAUGAUGCUUAUCGCCCCCUUGCCGCCACUUCGCCUGCUCAGCCAUCGCCUGAUCGUCGCGAGCAGAGAAGAGAGCGCAGGCCUUCCUCCUCAUCACCUUCCAAGCAACACAGAAGCAGCAGAUAUACCUAUGCGGAGAACGAUGUCACGGGCAGCGCAGGUCCAAGCGGUGGUAGAUAUGAAAGAGUAAGGGGAGGCGACAAGAAAAGCAAAGGAAGAGAUGUGAUGGCUGGAUACCGCAGGGGGAUGGAUAGUUUGGGGAGUGACAGCGAUUAA